This is a messenger RNA of Staurois parvus, 1032 nucleotides long. The record is from the annotation of a GenBank genome assembly. NCBI's taxonomy places the organism in Eukaryota, Metazoa, Chordata, Amphibia, Anura, Ranidae.
AUGUUUAUGUAUUUAAUGAUCAAAUUGUUAUUUUCUUCACAGUUCAAGCAGCAGAAACUGUACUUGGAACUUAAAAAGUAUUCACCAGGAUCCCUAGAAAUACUCAGAGUACCGACUGAAAUGUACUAUAUUCCACUAAAAGUGGCAAUAUUCUACUUGUUAAAUCCCUAUACUAUUUUAUCCUGCGUGGCCAAAUCUACCUGUGCCAUCAAUAAUGCAAUCAUUGCCUUGUUUAUCUUGGCUACAGUGAAAGGUAGUCCGCUUCUCAGCGCUGUGUUCCUCUCAUUGGCUACAUACCAGUCCCUGUACCCAAUCACACUGUUUACUCCAGCACUCCUCUAUCUACUGCAGAGAGAAUUCAUUCCAGUGAAGAUGUCCAGUAGGGAUUUCUGGCUUUACACUUGUCAGUAUUCAUCGCUGUACCUGGGUUGCCUUGCGGUUUUAAUUUGCCAUUCCUUCUUCUUGCUAAACUCUUGGGACUUCAUCCACUCCAUUUAUGGCUUCAUACUCUCUGUCCCAGAUUUGACUCCAAAUAUUGGCUUGUUCUGGUACUUCUUCGCGGAGAUGUUUGAACACUUCAGCUUGUUCUUCGUGUGUGUCUUCCAGAUCAAUGUGUUCUUUUACACCGUGCCUCUGACCAUCAAGUUAAAAGAGCAUCCCAUGUUCCUGAUAUUUGUACAGCUGGCCAUUAUCUGCAUUUUCAAGUCAUACCCCACCGUGGGAGAUGUGGCACUCUACAUGGCUCUGCUUCCUAUGUGGGCCCACCUGUCCAGAUUCCUGCGGAACAUCUUCAUAGUCUCGUGCAUGCUGGUGGUAUGUUCGCUACUCUUUCCAGUUCUUUGGCACUUGUGGAUAUACGCAGGCAGUGCCAACUCAAACUUCUUCUAUGCCAUCACAUUGUCAUUUAACGUGGGCCAGAUUCUCCUGGUGUCAGAUUACUUUUACGCCUUCCUUCGGAGAGAAUACCACCUCCAUCACGGACUCUACCUAACCAAGAAGGAUGGAACUGAAGCCACUCUCAUUUUAAAAUAA